Pleuronectes platessa (European plaice) is the source of this 1544-nucleotide messenger RNA. RefSeq names its product peptidyl-tRNA hydrolase 1 homolog (gene ptrh1). The record is from RefSeq and is a predicted model, not a curated record. Gene Ontology annotation, molecular function: peptidyl-tRNA hydrolase activity. Lineage: Eukaryota; Metazoa; Chordata; Actinopteri; Pleuronectiformes; Pleuronectidae. Bases 517 to 1341 code for a protein of 274 amino acids. The transcript has 5 exons.
GUUGACUGCUGUGAUGCAGCUCACGUCAUCAAGCUAACAAGCUAAUAAGCUAAUGUUGCCUCAUGUCUGAGAUGAGAUGGUUUUUAAAACAUUAAUUAUCCUUUGAUCCGGUUUAUGUGUUUUUCUCUCCUGGUCUGUUUCUCUCACCAGGUUCAGGGAGUAUUUCAAUCCGGUGUCAACCCGUUAUGAGUUAGCAACAAGCUACAGGAAGCUAACGUUAGCCAGGAAGCUAACAUCACCUUCACAGCUAACACGUGAAAACAGUGUUUAAAGUUUUUAAAAUAUCUCUGAGGAGAAGAAGUUUGUAUUAAAGCGACAGUUUCAAUACAACGUUAAUUUGAAUACAGUUUAAUUUAACCUGAUAUUCGGUUUGUAUAGAAACGAACUCCAUAGAGAAACCAGCUGAUUGACAGGAUCCAUGCUCGUUGGAUUCUGGUUCAAAAUGUCAGAGUCGUCGCUGUGAAUAUUAAAAACAAGCGGAACUGGACCCGAGGAGAGAAGCCGAUCUCUGGCCGAAUGAAUCUCAUCGACGCGUGGAACCGUUUCCGUCGCUUCGUGUCUCCUCUGAUCAACGAGUUUCUGACCUUUGUCACGAUGCGUCGACUUCUAACCCGAGUUCUGAACCGAGUCCUGCUGAACGAGUCCUUCUCACCUGUGAUGGUCCCUGAGGCGGAGAUCCACUCACACGGCCGCAGGAAGCUGGUGGUGGGACUGGGCAACCCGGGGAUGGAGGGAACCCGACACAGCGUGGGCAUGGCGGUGCUCGGUGCGCUCGCCGCCCGGCUCGAUGUCGCUGACCGAUGGCGCGGAGACAAGCAGGUGUCCGGUGAGGUCAUCGUGUCGGAGAUCCAACACACACACGUGGUGCUGCUCCGUCCCAGACUGCUGAUGAACAUCAAUGGAGUGUCAGUGGCCAAAGCAGCCGGUAAAUACGGCAUCAGGCCUGAAGACAUCCUGCUGGUCCACGAUGAACUGGACAAACCUCUGGGGAAGAUCAACAUCAAACAUGGAGGCAGCGCCAGAGGUCACAACGGAGUGCGCUCCUGUGUCGACUGUCUUCAGACGGAUGUGAUGCAGAGACUCCGAGUCGGGAUCGGACGGCCGACGGGGAAGACGUCGGUGGAGCGUCACGUCCUGGGCCGCUUCUCCUCGGAGGAGCGGAAGGUUCUGGACUCUGUGUUGGUCCAGAGUGUGGACCUCCUCCUCUCCCAGCUCUCCCAGCAAGAGUCCAAACAGGACUCCCCCUCCUCCCCCUCCUCGCCAGCAGGGGGCAGAGGAGCAGCACAGAAGAGAACAGAGCCCAGAGCUUCUCCAGCCGAGGACUCUGCUGCCCGGAGCUGAACCUCAACAUCUGUCUCAUCAAACCCACAGCUGCCUCAAAGACAAAUGUAUUUAUUCUCUGCUGUGAGAUUAAAAGACUUAAAGACAAAGUCCAGAAGAAUGAAGAUGAUGCAACAGGAGCUGAGGUUCAGGCCCAAAGAGCCGUGAGGACCUGAGCUCCUCGGUUUGUUCCUGUGAAUCAUUUCUCUCAUGAAUUUAAAUAC